Molecule: messenger RNA, 298 nt
Organism: Lucilia sericata (common green bottle fly)
Lineage: Eukaryota; Metazoa; Arthropoda; Insecta; Diptera; Calliphoridae
Product: V-set and immunoglobulin domain-containing protein 10-like
Exons: 3
Cellular component (GO): neuron projection
Source: RefSeq, a predicted model, not a curated record
AUGGUUCCCCCUAUGCUGUUGAUACCACAUCAAUUGGUGGGUGCCCCUGAAGGUUUCAAUGUUACAAUCGAAUGCUUUACCGAGGCUCAUCCUACCUCCUUAAAUUAUUGGACCAGAGGCGAAGGACCAAUUAUACACGAUUCCAGUAAAUACAAAGUGGAAUCUAGCAUUGGAGUGCCUGUUUAUAAAACCCAUAUGAAAUUGACAAUUUUAAAUGUGGGCAGUGGUGAUGAUGGCAUCUACAAAUGUGUGGCCAAAAAUCCUCGCGGUGAAACGGAUGGCAUUAUAAGACUUUAUG